This is a messenger RNA of Marchantia polymorpha subsp. ruderalis, 2269 nucleotides long. NCBI's taxonomy places the organism in Eukaryota, Viridiplantae, Streptophyta, Marchantiopsida, Marchantiales, Marchantiaceae. The record is from the annotation of a GenBank genome assembly.
UGUUACUGAGCGUGCUGGUCGUCCUCGGUAACUGCACCGGCUCCUCGAGAUUCGGUUGGGGUUCUAUGAUCGGGAUGUAGGGGAGCAUUAUGACCCGAUUUUUAAUGCUGGCCGCCUCGUCGCAGAAGGUCAUGUGAUGCAGCAUAAUCGGCCAGAACUGCUCGUCCAAGCUGUGCGCCUUGGCCGCGUACCAGUUCGGAAAAUUUUUCCGGAAAUCAUUCUUCACUCGGGCCAGGAAUUUGAACGAGAUUUCCUGCGGCAAGCUCUCCUCCGCCACCACCAGGUACGUGAUCCCGUCGUCGACCAGGAAGGUGAAGUUGUCCCGGUCGCAUGUGUACGUGACGCUGUGGUUGUGCGCCGCCAGCGUCAUCGCGAUCUCAAGGCCGAUCCUUUUGAAUCUGCCCUUGACCGGAUUGCACUCCGCCAGCACCACCAACCCUCCCCGCCUCGUUCCUCGAGCCACGAAGCAGUAGAUCAAGCCAUUCUUCGCCCGGGGCGGGGCAUUGCUUGAUCUACAGCUAAGAAUCGUCCCCAUCCUGCCCGCUCUCCCGCCUCGCUCGAUCUACCCUCGAAUCGGCGGAUCGCGAUCAAGAUCGAGAGCGCGAGAAAACGCAGCUCUCCGAUUCCUGCACUACCGAAUUCGAUCGAGAGAGAGAGAGAGAGAGAGGACCUGAGGGAUCGACUGAUUGACUGACUGACUGUCUGAUCGGGCGCGGACCGAAGGUGACGAGGGUCGUCCAGAGUAUUUGAAUCCGACGACGACAGCAGCAACAACAGCAGUAAGGAGCCCCGAGCCCCGUCCCUCCCUCACUGUCUGCUCGAGACCCGCCGCUGCCUGAAGACCGGGCUCCCGCAUGAUGACGGUUUACCGUUCGAUCGUGCCCUUCCUUGCCGGUCGGGCCCUUCGUCCCCGUCCCGGUAAGAGGACCUCAUUUGGACAGAAGGCGAGCGGGGAGGGGAGCGGGGUCGAGGAGAACGCUGGAGGAGGAUUGGCAGUGGCUUCUCGGCUGCCGGAUGAAGAUCGUCCGGGAAUUGGAAGUCCACCGGAGGAGGGGGGGGAACUCGGCCUGGCGAUGGUCAAUGGUAAUAGAUCACGCCCGGGGUACCCAAAGGGUUUAAGAUCAAGACCAACGAGUCAGUAUUUGAGAGGCCUUUUGUCUCCAGGUUUUACCGUCUCGAGUACGUCGUGCACGUCUACAGUUGGGAUCCAAUCGACUCCUCAUAGCAAGAUCCAAACAGGUUUUAUAAUACUGCUGCACAGAGCAGCUGCAGCAUCAGGCCGUCACAUGCAGUCUCGAGAAAGAAGAUGGUGCCUGCCACAUGUGACACACUCGAAUGUGAAUGGCUGGCUUGGACCGGAAUUGAUCUUAGCUAAGCUCGAGUCUCCUAUCCCAUCUGUCUAUUUCUCGUGGCUGGAAAAUCUUCCAGGUUUGAUUGGACUACAGGUUGCAGCUGCUGCUGGUCCUGGUCCGAUCAACUCUCUUCAUCGAACACUCCUCCACUUGAGACUGUCUGACUUCUCCUUCUCAUGGAAAAAGUUGCGUCUAGAGAGGGUGCGAACUGACUUACCGUUAUAUGGAUAAUGAGAUUUCGACCCGAAGUAAUCGGUGAGGUUGACCACAUAUUCUUCCCCUUUUCCUUGUACAAGGACAAGACCUUUUACGUUCUCUCUGGCAGGCAGGUACCUUCACUCGACUCAAACGGCCUGCGAUGAGUGAAUCAUGAAUUUCGAUGAAAGAUUUGUUCUUUGUAGGAGAUGCAAAUGAGGGAAAUGUAUGAAAUAUAAUAUCACUUCGUAGGUCUCUUCACAAGUUUCAGCUCGUAGCGCAACCUUUCUUCAGAAUACUGGAGCUUCAAGGUCUUGUGCUUCCUGACGGCUAGAAAACACAGUGCCUGCUGAUGUAGAUGACUGCGAGCAACAAAGGGAUAAUAUCGAAAGAUGAUUGUGGUAGAGCAAACUCUGCCAGGAAAUAGCCGAAUUCGCAACUUAUGUCUACGAAAGUCAUUCGAAAAAAUGUGAACAAGGAAAACAUGGAUGAUCUUCAGUUCCACUAAUUCAAUCAAUUAAACAAGAAAUGACUUAGAUACAAGGUCAGGACUUUUGACAGAAUUGAUCUGUUUCAGAUGAAACUGCGAGACACUAAUAUUCUUCACGUUACAGUCUCUUUUCUUUUAUUGUUUAUUUGAGAAUGAACUAUGUUUGAUCCAAGAUUAGGACUUCUACCAUAAUUGGUUUGUUUCAGAUGAAACCACGGGACACUGCUAACCU